This is a messenger RNA of Neogale vison (American mink), 1746 nucleotides long. RefSeq names its product methylenetetrahydrofolate dehydrogenase (NADP+ dependent) 2, methenyltetrahydrofolate cyclohydrolase (gene MTHFD2). The coding region runs from base 30 to 1082 and encodes 350 amino acids. The transcript has 8 exons. Gene Ontology annotation, biological process: tetrahydrofolate interconversion. The record is from RefSeq and is a predicted model, not a curated record. NCBI's taxonomy places the organism in Eukaryota, Metazoa, Chordata, Mammalia, Carnivora, Mustelidae. Gene Ontology annotation, cellular component: mitochondrion. Gene Ontology annotation, molecular function: methylenetetrahydrofolate dehydrogenase (NADP+) activity; methylenetetrahydrofolate dehydrogenase (NAD+) activity; methenyltetrahydrofolate cyclohydrolase activity.
CUCUCCUGGCGCGGGACUCGGCGCGGGUCAUGGCUGCUGUUUCCGUCGUGUCCACGUUGGCCACCCGGCUGCUCCGGCCCGCGCAGAGCUGCCGUCUCCAUCAUCGCCCCUUCCACCUCUCGGUAGUUCGAAAUGAAGCUGUCGUCAUCUCUGGAAGGAAACUUGCCCAGCAGAUCAAGCAGGAAGUGCGGCAGGAGGUGGAAGAAUGGGUGGCGUCGGGCAACAAGCGGCCGCACCUGAGCGUGGUGCUGGUGGGCGAGAAUCCUGCAAGUCAUUCCUACGUCCUCAACAAGACCCGGGCAGCUGCAGAAGUGGGAAUCAACAGUGAGACAAUUGUGAAACCAGCUUCAGUUUCAGAGGAAGAACUGUUGAAUUUAAUCAAUAAACUAAAUAACGAUGAUGAUGUAGAUGGCCUCCUUGUUCAGCUGCCUCUUCCAGAGCACAUCGACGAGCGGAAAAUCUGCAACGCUGUUUCCCCAGACAAGGAUGUGGAUGGCUUUCACGUAAUUAACGUAGGGAGAAUGUGUCUGGACCAGUACUCCAUGUUACCAGCUACGCCAUGGGGUGUCUGGGAAAUAAUUAAGCGAACUGGCAUUCCAACCCUAGGGAAGAAUGUGGUUGUGGCUGGGAGGUCAAAAAAUGUUGGAAUGCCCAUUGCAAUGCUGCUGCACACAGAUGGGGCACACGAACGCCCUGGAGGUGAUGCCACUGUUACAAUAUCUCAUCGACACACUCCCAAAGAGCAACUGAAGAAACAUACAGUUCUUGCCGACAUCGUGAUUUCUGCUGCAGGCAUUCCAAAUCUGAUCACAGCAGAUAUGAUCAAGGAGGGAGCUGCAGUCAUCGAUGUGGGAAUAAAUAGAGUUCAAGAUCCCAUCACUGCUAAACCCAAGUUAGUUGGAGAUGUGGAUUUUGAAGGAGUCAGAAAGAAAGCUGGUUACAUCACUCCAGUCCCGGGGGGUGUUGGUCCCAUGACUGUGGCAAUGCUGAUGAAGAAUACCAUUAUUGCUGCAAAGAAGGUGCUGAGGCUUGAAGAUCAGGAAGUAUUGAAGCCCAAGGAGCGUGGAGUAGCAACUAGUUAACUGUUGCAUCUUCUGUCACAAACAUCACUCCAAGCCAGUCCAAGAGGCAAAACAGGCCAAUAGAAAUGCAAUAUUUUUUAUUUAUUUUACUGAAAUGGUUUAAAAUGAUGCUUUGUAUUUAUUGAAAGCUGAACUGGGUGGGCGUCUGUGUGUGUGGCUCUGCCGUACCUCACCACAGAGCAAGCCGGCCUCCGGCUAGGUCGUCAGAGCCGGCCAAGAGAAGCACUUCACCUGGUGACAAACGGGGAGGACAUCGCCCCAUUAAGAUUGGGUGCUUAACUUUGUCAGGCCACUUCAGUUAAAAUUUGCCUUUUCUAGGAUUGCAUUUCCCAAGUGCUAUUCCAAUAAAAGUUGAUACUCACUUUAGGUUCCAAACCUUUUGAGUUCAACUAGUCAAACCAAAGGAAAAAUGUUGCUAGAGAAAAUUAGGGAAAAAGUUAAAAGGAAGAAAUGAUAAUUGAAUAGAAAAAAAAUUACUGUAAUUUACAUACCUAUAGUAUGUAAAACUACAUGUGAAUGGUGUCCUGAGUUGUCAUUCCGUGGCUUAGUCAUUGGGAAAAUAUUUAGGGGUAGUUCCAUGUGCUGUCAGUCCUCAUCCUAUGUGUGUUUAUUCAUGAGGCUUUCCCAUGUUCCUCUAAGGUUUAAAGACUUAUUUUAUAGAUUA